Molecule: messenger RNA, 1257 nt
Organism: Pelmatolapia mariae (spotted tilapia)
Lineage: Eukaryota; Metazoa; Chordata; Actinopteri; Cichliformes; Cichlidae
Exons: 9
Coding region: 1-1257 (418 amino acids)
Biological process (GO): regulation of apoptotic process
Cellular component (GO): cytoplasm
Molecular function (GO): protein binding
Source: RefSeq, a predicted model, not a curated record
AUGACGACUAAGAAGCUGCUCAUUGAAACACUGAACCAGUUGAGUCCAGAGGACUUUGCUGAGUUCAAGUCACACAUUGAUGUGAAGAAAGAUCUCCAACUCAUCUCAAAGAGUCGACUGAAAACAGCAAACACACAGGAUGUAGUGGAGCUGAUGGACGAGGCGUACAGGGGAGAGUGUGUGGAGGAGACCAGAAAGGCUUUAAUGAAGAUGAACAGGACUGAUCUGGUGCAGAGAUUAUCAGACAAACAGUUUCCUCCACUGAGCCAGAGAGUAGAAACGAUGGAGUCUCUUAUUGAGCUGCUUUUGGAAACACUGGCUGAUCUGAGUCGCAGCAAGCUUGAGAACUUUGAGCAGGUCUUCAGGAGGAAACCUGUCUUAAUGUUCCUGUUUAUGGAGACAGAGACAGACGUGCAGGACGUGGUGUUUUUGAUGGUGAGGACUUUUGGCCAACAGUCAUUGGAGAAGAUCGUGGAGGUUUUAAAGGAGAUGGAGAGGACUGAUCUGGCUCAGAGGCUGACAGACAGCAGCUCAGAAGCUCAAAACAAACACCUGGAUGAACAUCUGUCUGCACUGAUCCAUAAAGUUGCAACAAUGGCAGCUGUUACAGAUCUGCUUCUAGAAACACUGGAGGAUUUGAGUGAUCAGGAUCUCAUGGAGUUCAGGAGGUUCCUGCAGUUCACUCGUUUUCAGAAGAGUCUUCCACAAAUCAAACUGAGUAAUGACAGAAGAGAAAUAGUGAAUCUGAUGGUGGAUGAACUUGGUCAUCAGUCUGUGGAGGUGAUCAGGGAGGUUUUAACAGACAUGCAGAGAACUGAUCUGGUGCAGAGGCUGUCAGAGAGCAGCUCAGGACUCAAAGCUGCAGGAUCAUCAGCUGAAGGAUUUGAUGUGGAGGAAACAGAGAAAGAGAAACACUCUGAGGAUGAACGUUGGCCUGCACUGAUCCACAAAGUAGAAACGAUGGAGUCUGAUAUUGAGCUGCUGCUGGAAACUCUGGAUGCUCUGAAUUACCGGGAGUUAGAGGAGUUCAAGCAGAACUUGCCACAAACUCAUCACAAAUAUUACUCAGUCUUCUCAUGGAUGUGGUACAUGAGGACAGGCCUGCAGGACACAGUGUUUCUGAUGGUGCAGACUUACGGCCAACAGUCAGUGGAGAAGACCAUGGAGGUCUUAAAGGAGAUGGAGAGGACUGAUCUGGCUCAGAGGCUGUCAGACUGCAGCUCACUGCCUAGAAGUGGCAACAAUGGCAGCUGUUAA